Paramacrobiotus metropolitanus is the source of this 1226-nucleotide messenger RNA. Its product is annotated as protein YIPF6-like. Gene Ontology annotation, biological process: endoplasmic reticulum to Golgi vesicle-mediated transport. The transcript has 6 exons. Gene Ontology annotation, cellular component: membrane; trans-Golgi network. Bases 271 to 963 code for a protein of 230 amino acids. The record is from RefSeq and is a predicted model, not a curated record. NCBI's taxonomy places the organism in Eukaryota, Metazoa, Tardigrada, Eutardigrada, Parachela, Macrobiotidae.
UUAAGGUGUCCUCUUUUUGAUGUCAUCCUUUUUAUUUUUUCGGUGGUGAACCGUAGUCGUUAUUCACCACUCGUUAUUAUACAUUUUAAAUCAAAUUCCAAAGGAUUUUGUGUUUUGUUUCUGAAAUCCGACGGGCUACCCUUUGCACUUCAGUCAGUUUAGUGUUGAACAGUUUUUGGUCAGCAACUUACAACUAUAACAAGUGCUUCGUACGUAGUUCGUACACUUCGUUUUCUGUUGGCGUUUGGUUUGAUUCCUUUCUCUGGUGCCAUGGCUGGACGAAUGGUGGAUUCUACGCGAAUUUCGGAAAUGAAUGUCGAUAUGCCACCCGCGUACUCGAGCAGCGUUGAGGGGGAGAUGAAUUUGGCUCCAUCCACAGUGAAGUCACAGUGGGAAGACUUGAACACGUUGGAUGAACCCAUCCGAACCACUAUAUUUCGCGAUCUCAAAGCCAUUGCCCAGAAAUUUUUCCAUGUAUUGAUUCCACGGAAGAGCAAAGCUUUGCUGCGAGAUUGGGAUUUAUGGGGACCUUUGAUGCUGACGACUUUCAUUGCGAUAAUGCUGCAAGGCAAAGAAGUGGACGAUAAACACACUACUGGUCCCGAGUUCGCGCAAGUUUUCCUCAUCGUAACAUGUGGUGCGGUGAUCGUGACAUUAAACUCCAAAUUGCUUGGUGGAAGCAUAUCGUUUUUCCAAAGCGUCUGCAUUCUGGGAUAUUGUUUACUGCCACCAGCUAUGGCGCUGAUUACUUGCAGGAUAUUAGCUGUAUCUCUGCAGCAUCACGAUACGGUUUUGUUUUUGCUCAGAAUCAUUUUCACUACAGUGGGAUUCCUGUGGGCUACUUUAGCAUCACUGGCCUUCUUGGGCGAUACACAACUUCCCAACAGGAAAGCCUUAGCCGUGUAUCCCAUUUUCCUGUUUUACCUAGUUAUCAGUUGGUUAAUCGUCUCGCAGACCGGGUGAAGGAUGCAGCAGUACAUAACGCGCUACACGUGAGAAAUUCCCCUUUGACCGACAUAUGGAUGUUCAUCGAAUGCGGGAGGGACGUGUAUGUCAAAUUUUAAUGUGUGAUGAUCAAAAUGAUGAUCUGCCGAAUGAGGCUGCGUAAGAACUACUUGAUGGCAUGCUUAAAUUAUUUGCUAACACUGACUGUACUUGUGUUGCGGAAGAGAUUUUAGAUGGAUUGUGUCCAUUUUGCGGUCAAUAAAUUCUUUAUGCAGACGUAA